This is a messenger RNA of Trichomonas vaginalis G3, 354 nucleotides long. RefSeq names its product V-type ATPase assembly factor PKR1 family. Gene Ontology annotation, biological process: vacuolar proton-transporting V-type ATPase complex assembly. The record is from RefSeq and is a predicted model, not a curated record. Lineage: Eukaryota; Parabasalia; Trichomonadida; Trichomonadidae. The transcript has a single exon. The coding region runs from base 1 to 354 and encodes 117 amino acids. Gene Ontology annotation, cellular component: endoplasmic reticulum membrane.
AUGACUGAGCAAGAAAAACCACAGACUCAAACACAAACACAAACACCAUAUUCACAAAUGUCAUGGAUCGAGAAACUCCUUACACCAGGCAUUGGCGAUGGCAUCAUCAUGGCUCUUAGAUUUUGCUUUUUCCUUUUAAUGGUAUUUUUACUUAUUACAGUUUUCCUCACAUAUAACAUUCAUUUUGUUAUUAUGUCAAUCCUCUCAUUAUGCUUAUUCUUAUCUUUCGAAUAUUUGAUUGCAAAUCUUAAGAAGUACGACCUCUUAAAUCCAGAAGAAUCAAAGGAAAAGAAGGAACAAGAAGAAAAAGAAAAGGAGGAAAAGAAGGAUGAAAAUAAGGAAAAACAAGAUUAA